Messenger RNA from Pyricularia oryzae 70-15, 765 nucleotides. RefSeq lists its product as uncharacterized. The record is from RefSeq and is a predicted model, not a curated record. The transcript has a single exon. Bases 1 to 765 code for a protein of 254 amino acids. Gene Ontology annotation, molecular function: protein binding. NCBI's taxonomy places the organism in Eukaryota, Fungi, Ascomycota, Sordariomycetes, Magnaporthales, Pyriculariaceae.
AUGAUAUCCGACGAAAUACAGCUGCUUUCCCACCUUCCUCUCGACAUAUUAUUCCUUGUCCUAGAUCAGCUUGAACCGCCAGAUCUGGCAAAUUUAUGCCUCACCUCCCAAUGCCUUCACCGAGCCGCGUUGCCUCACCUGUAUAAAUGUCUCACCUUGACGGACAGCCUAGACUCGUCGUCUCUGGCUCAACGCGCCGCUCGAAAGCACGGCGCACUUGUCCGAAUACUCCGGCUCACCAUCAAUUUCCAAGGCUGUGCCGAUGUCACUUGCGACCUGUGCCUCCACGAGGCCUCGGCAAAAUUACGCGGCCAUGCAUGCUGGGCCGUUGCAAACCCAGGCGGCGGUCUGCCCCCAGCGGCAAAGGAGCUGUUGGAAGGAUACCAAGGGAUACUCCCGCAUCUUGAGCGCAUCGACGUAGUAUUCCCUGCCAAGGUCAACCACGUCCCCUAUGAGCCCAACUAUUUUCUCCACCAUUCAGACCCCAGGUCUUUUCUGCGACUGGAAAACAUGCGCCUCGUAACCAGGGCCGUGACCAAGGCUCUGUCGCGCAACGAGACCAUCGCCAAGUUGAAGCUGGUCAACUACCCCCUCUUGUGUCCCUUUGGCACGGACGAGGCGGAAGGACUUGCGUGGCAAAGACUGCUAGACCGGAUGACGGAGUUUGACCUGUGUUUGUUUGGCGAUCAUGGAAGAGCCGGAGGUGGCAUGAUUGACUCGUCCGACCCCCGAGAACCUUGGCCGACUUUUUACUCAGCCAUCUGA